CCGCCGCCCCCCGCCCGGGUGGGAGCCGGUUGCCAUGGGAACGCGCCGCGGCCGGAGUUAAUCAUUUCCUGUGGAAAGUGUGCGGGAGGGGCGCUAGCUGGGCGGGCGGAGGAGGCGGCGGCGUGGAGCUGCCUCCCGCCGGCGGGCCGGGCCGGGCCGAGCCCCCGGCACUGCGGCGACGCCGGGAUCCUGCCUCCGCCAGGCCGGCCGCCAGGCCCCCGGACGAGGCUGCUGAGCCCCGGGCCAUGGUCCCAUCGCGCAGGACGUGGAACCUGGGAGCCACGCCCUCGCUGCGCAGCCUGUGGAGAGUGGGCCGGGCCGGGGAGCCCGCGCCGGGGAUGGCUCGCCCCGCCCCAGCCAGCCCUGCCACCCGCCCUUUCCCACACACCGGCCCGGGGAGGUUGAGAACUGGGCGAGGAAAAGACAUCCCAGCCAGCGGUGACGAGGACACCAGCACCCGAAGUGCAGCUCGCCCGGCCCUGGCUCAGUGCCGAGCCCUCAGCGUGGACUGGGCUGGCCCCGGGAGCCCCCACAGGCUCUACCUGACCGUGCAGCAGGCCCUGCUGGACAAGGGGUGCAAGAGCAAGAGUCAGGGGACAAAAGAAGAGAAGCUCCUGAAGAGGCAGGCACUGGCCCCCAGGCGGGACCGGGAGGCCCAGGAAGCUGGUGGCACCAUGAAUAUAGAGAAAACAGGUGGGCGGCUCUUUGGCAGCGGGAGGUGCUCGAGCCUGUCGGGGCCGCCAGGUGCGGCCCCCGUGGUGCAUAGGAUGGUGGAGGCCAUGUCCCAACUGCAGGAGGAGAAAGCCCGGCUACAGGAGGAGCUGGCGGCCCUACGGGAGAGGCUGGCCCUCCAAGACAGUGACCAGCCAAUCACAUCCACCCAGCUGCAGAACCAGGUGGAAAACCUGAAGGAGAAGCUCAUUAGCCAGGCCCAGGAAGCAAGCCGUCUUCGAUCAGAGCUGGGGGGCACCGACUUGGAGAAGCACUGGGACCUGCUGAUGGUGGAGAAUGAGCGGCUGAGGCAGGAGAUGCGGCGCUGCGAGGCUGAGCUGCAGGAGCUGCGCACCAAGCCAGCUGCCCCCUGUGUGGGCUGUGAGCACAGCCAGGAGAGCACCCAGCUCCGGGACAAGCUGUCACAGCUGCAGCUGGAGGUGGUGGAGAACAAAGGCAUGUUGUCAGAGCUGAACCUGGAGGUGCAACAGAAGACCAACCGGCUGGCCGAGGUGGAGCUGCGCCUCAAGGACUGCCUGGCCGAGAAGGCGCAGGAGGAGGAGCGGCUCAGCCGGCGCCUGCGGGACAGCCACGAGACCAUCGCCAGCCUGCGGGCCCAGUCGCCGCCCGUGAAGUAUGUCAUCAAGACCGUGGAGGUGGAGUCGUCUAAGACCAAGCAGGCCCUCAGUGAGUCCCAGGCCCGGAACCAGCACCUGCAGGAGCAGGUGGCCAUGCAGAGGCAGGUGCUGAAGGAGAUGGAGCAGCAGCUGCAGAGCUCGCACCAGCUGACCGCGAGGCUCAGGGCACAGAUCGCCAUGUACGAGGCAGAGCUGGAACGGGCACACGGGCAGAUGCUGGAGGAGAUGCAGUCCCUGGAGGAGGACAAGAACCGGGCCAUCGAGGAGGCCUUUGCCAGAGCCCAGGUGGAGAUGAAGGCUGUGCAUGAGAACCUGGCAGGCGUCCGGACCAACCUGCUGACGCUGCAGCCAGCGCUGCGGACCCUCACCAACGACUACAACGGGCUCAAGCGGCAGGUGCGCGGCUUCCCCCUGUUGCUGCAGGAGGCCCUCCGGGGCGUCAAGGCCGAGAUCGGCCAGGCCAUCGACGAGGUGAACAGCAACAACCAGGAGCUGCUGCGCAAGUACCGCCGGGAGCUGCAGCUGCGCAAGAAGUGCCACAACGAGCUCGUGCGGCUGAAAGGGAAUAUCCGGGUGAUCGCUCGGGUCCGGCCAGUCACCAGAGAGGACAGAGAAGGACCUGAGGCGACUAAUGCUGUGACCUUCGAUCCCGAUGAUGAUUCAGUCAUUCACCUGCUACAUAAAGGAAAGCCUGUGUCCUUUGAGCUGGACAAGGUCUUCUCCCCGAGGGCCUCACAGCAGGACGUGUUCCAGGAAGUGCAGGCCCUGAUCACCUCCUGCAUCGAUGGUUUCAAUGUCUGCAUCUUCGCCUAUGGCCAGACGGGCGCCGGCAAGACCUACACGAUGGAGGGGACCCCUGAGAACCCAGGCAUCAACCAGCGGGCCCUGCAGCUGCUCUUCUCCGAGGUGCAGGAGAAGGCGUCUGACUGGAAGUACACCAUCACAGUCAGUGCGGCCGAGAUCUACAAUGAGGUCCUCAGGGACCUGCUGGGGCAGGAGCCCCAAGAGAAGCUGGAGAUCCGGCUGUGCCCAGAUGGCAGUGGGCAGUUGUAUGUGCCCGGACUGACUGAGUUCCAGGUGCAGGGCGUGGACGACAUCAACAAGGUGUUUGAGUUCAGCCACACCAACCGCACGACAGAGUUCACCAACCUGAACGAGCACAGCUCCCGCUCACACGCCCUGCUCAUUGUGACAGUGCGCGGCGUGGACUGCAGCACAGGCCUCCGCACUGCGGGUAAGCUGAACCUCGUGGACUUGGCUGGCUCAGAGCGAGUGGGCAAGUCGGGGGCUGAGGGCAGCCGCCUGCGGGAGGCACAGCACAUCAACAAGUCCCUGUCAGCGCUGGGAGACGUCAUUGCUGCCCUGCGAUCCCGUCAGGGCCACGUGCCCUUCCGCAACUCCAAGCUCACCUACCUACUGCAGGACUCACUCAGUGGGGACAGCAAGACCCUCAUGGUGGUGCAGGUGUCCCCCGUGGAGAAGAACACCAGUGAGACGCUCUACUCCCUCAAGUUUGCUGAGAGGGUCCGCUCUGUGGAGCUGGGCCCCGGGUCCCGCAGGGCAGAGCUCGGGUCCUGGUCUAGCCAGGAGCAUCUGGAGUGGGAGCCGGUGUGCCAGACACUGCAGCCCGCAGCACGAGCACAUUCAGCCCCUGGCUCCGGGACCGCUAGCCGCCCGGGCUCCAUCCGGAGGAAGCUGCAGCCCUCAGCCUGACGGCUGGGGCUGCAGUCUCCAGGCAAGUUGAGGCCAGUGCCUGUAUGAUGGACACAUCCACCCUGCCAGACCAGAGCUGGGCCCUGAGGCCUCGCUGGCCUGCGUCUGCUGCAGUGCCAGGAGCCUGGACCCAAGGCCAGAGUGGAGGUUCCUCUUCUGCCCCAUCUCUCCUGAGAGGAGAAACAUGUUCAGAAGGAAAUGGUGUCUCUCAGCUGUGGCUCUGGAUGCAAAUGCAUGGGCUUGAAGGGCAGAGACGGCCCACUUCACCUGGCAGGCCCCAGCCAUCAGAGUGGGCCCUCUGGGGAGGGGUGCAGUCCAUGGGAGGGUGGGCCCCUUCCCUGGACUGACCCAAUCCUCUCCAGCCCAUGGGGCCCCUCUGCAGUCGGGGACUGAGGAGCCUCCUGAAGGCACAGGAACCGUGGGAACUGGGCGGUUGGUGGGCACCCUGGGGCAACCCUGCCCCCCUCUCCAAACCCCCAGCCCCCACUGGCGUGUACAUAGUGUUCCUAGGUGUACAUAGGUAUUUAUGGCCUGCAGGGGGCCAGUGGGUGGGGAUUGUGCUGCUCCCCCUCAUCUGCCUGGCACCAGGCUCUCUCCUUGCUCACUGGCCUCUUGACACUUUCCUCCCUCUGAAAUCCUAUUUAAGAACUUUUGGAAGCUUAGCCAUUUUUACUUAUUAAAAUAAAAACCUUUUACACAA
Manis pentadactyla (Chinese pangolin) is the source of this 3762-nucleotide messenger RNA. RefSeq names its product kinesin family member C3 (gene KIFC3). Lineage: Eukaryota; Metazoa; Chordata; Mammalia; Pholidota; Manidae. Gene Ontology annotation, biological process: microtubule-based movement. The record is from RefSeq and is a predicted model, not a curated record. The coding region runs from base 246 to 3062 and encodes 938 amino acids. The transcript is spliced from 22 exons. Gene Ontology annotation, molecular function: microtubule binding; microtubule motor activity; ATP binding.